Molecule: messenger RNA, 339 nt
Organism: Acaulospora colombiana
Lineage: Eukaryota; Fungi; Glomeromycota; Glomeromycetes; Diversisporales; Acaulosporaceae
Source: the annotation of a GenBank genome assembly
AUGCGUUUUAUGUGUUUCGUGAAAAAGAAGCGAAGAAGAGGUCAUAAAAAAAGAGAAAAUCCAAGAGACUUGCAAUAUGAAAAUAUUGUUGCGAACGAGGAACAAGUCCACACGAGUUCGUCAAGGUUGACCGAAACACCGCAUCAUGAUUCUGAACAAAAGUGGAAAGUCGAACUUAAUUCCGAUGGUGUCACGGACUCCAAUAAUAAAGUUGACACGUGCAGACUUGAAGUCCCUAAGCAUUUCGCACCAUGGAUUGAAUCUGUUAAGAGAAUAAUCAAAGAGAUUACCUCGAUAUACACGAAUGCUCAGUAUAAUCAAAAGACUUGUUUGGUUUUG